Messenger RNA from Juglans regia (Persian walnut), 1151 nucleotides. Its product is annotated as probable RNA-binding protein EIF1AD. The record is from RefSeq and is a predicted model, not a curated record. Bases 408 to 923 code for a protein of 171 amino acids. Gene Ontology annotation, cellular component: nucleus. Gene Ontology annotation, biological process: translational initiation. Gene Ontology annotation, molecular function: translation initiation factor activity; RNA binding. The transcript has 5 exons. NCBI's taxonomy places the organism in Eukaryota, Viridiplantae, Streptophyta, Magnoliopsida, Fagales, Juglandaceae.
AUGCUCUUACGCUAUUUAGAAAUCACGCGCGCCCGGACCCCUUUUCUCUAUCGCUUGGCUUUCUCCUUAACGCUCUCUUUCACUGUCUCUGCACCACUGCCGAAGAUCAAAUUCGUCUCUCACGCCAUCCCUACACCUAAAAGCCAGCUCUUCUCCUCUCUGCCUCUCGGUCGGUCCUUCCUGUUGGAAGUAAACUCCCGCUGUCUCCCUAUCUCGCGCCUGAACCGACGAAGUCUAACCCUCUCACGCUCGGACUCCUGCAUCGCUGAGAGCCCAGGUAAAACGUUAGGGUCCUUCUUGGUGAUCCAUGCUGGGUAAAUUCAUUCAUUGCAUGCUUUCCUCUUAGCUUGGUAGCUAUAUUUUGUAAAAGGCGUGUGAGUGAAACUGUGUAGUAGCAGUCUGGGCACAUGAAAGGAGGAAGGAAGAAUCUGAAGAGGGCAGCCGAGGAAGUGAAGUUUAAUCUCCAGGAUGGUCAAGCUAUCAUGCAAGUGCUGUCUCUUCGAGGUUCUAAUCUCAUUGAGGUAAUGGAUGGGCAAGGCGAGAAAUCACUGGCAUUGUUUCCAGCUAAGUUUCAAAAGAGCAUGUGGAUAAGACGAGGUAGUUUUGUUGUGGUUGACGUAAGUGGAAAGGAAAAGGCUCUGGAAUCAGGUAGCAAGGUGGCAUGCCUUGUGUCCCAAGUUCUCUUUUAUGAACAAGUUCGCCCUCUUCAGAAAUCUCCAGAAUGGCCCGAAAUCUUCAAAUCUACACAUUUGGAGGAUUCUAGUGGAAGUUUGCGGGGGAAGACCUCCCACCAAGAAGUGGAUGAGCUUGAAUCUAGUGAUGAGGAGGGACUUCCCCCAAUAGAGGUCAAUACUAACAGAAUCAAACCCUUUGAACUUCUAUCAGAUGCAGAAUCAGAUUCGGGCUCAGAUAGAGAUUCUUAAGUUUUUCAAUGUGAGACAAAAAGCAUCAUUGUAAGAGUUGCACAUGCAUCACGAAAUAUGAGUGUCCAAUUUGCACGAUGGCAUUUUAAUUUGUUGAAUUGAAUAUGUAGUCAAGUGUUGAGACCUAAAACACACCUGCAAAUUGCAAUAUGGGUCUCAAGCAAUUCGACGAUGGCUAUAAUUUUGAAAUAUUAUUUAAGUGCAAUUUACAUUUAUCCUUUCAAGCAA